AAUUAUUUGAAUUCUGUAGAAUACUAUGAUACAAAGUCAAAAGUAUGGACGGAGAUUAUUAUACCAAUGCCCACUGCUCGAUACAGAGAUAACAAGACUUAUAGUCAUAUUACAAUUAAACAUGAAAUCGACCAAAUUGAUGAUCAUGUGUUUGAAACUGUGAUUUAAGUGGAAGAACCUUUGAUUCUGCAGUCAAAUGACAAAUUGAUGGACGAAAGAGAGUCGGUCAGAUGCAGUGUGUGUUCAAAACAAUUUUCAUCUAAACGAAAACUGAACCACCAUAUUACACAAUCACACAAUGGUCGUUCUAAAACCGAGGAAUGUUUAAUUAAAAAAGAAUUUGAUGAAAAUACUUCAGCUAUUAGCUGCAAUAACGACGAUUUGAAUGUCAAAAUUGAAAAAGAAUGGGCAAUUUACCUCCAUGCUGCGGUGUACCUCCACCUGUGACAAUUACUUGUUAUCACACAAACACACUAUCACAAAUCUGUCUAGAAAAUGUUUGCAUUGUCCUGCAGUUUGCGUUAAUAAACGUACAUUAAAUACAAAUUUUGUUUUUAGUUUGGAAGCGGUAUAAAAUGUUGAAAAUUAAACUUGAAAAUGAUGAAACAGAACAACACUCCUUUGAAGUCAUUGCACCCAAACCGUUAAAUGUGCAGUUCAAAAACAAUGAAGUUUCUACUAUAGAGGAGUGUAUAGUAAAGAAUGAAGUCAACAAUACUUAUGAAGUUUGGAAGCGGUAUAAAAUGUUGAAAAUUAAACUUGAAAAUGAUGAAACAGAACAACACUCCUUUGAAGUCAUUGCACCCAAACCGUUAAAUGUGCAGUUCAAAAACAAUGAAAUUUCUACAACAGAGGAGUAUUUGAUAAAGAAUAAGGUCGACAAUACUUAUGUCUGCAAUAACGACGAUUUGAAUGUCAAAUUUGAAAAAGAAUGCUUCAAUGAUUGUGUUUUCGAAUCAGAUAUUGAAAUCGUAAGGCAUGAACUGUUUGAUGCUGAAAAAGAGCUAACACCGUUGUAUGACUGCAAUUACUGCCAAAAAUCGUUUAAGACAAAACGACGAAUUAAAAACCAUAUUUUAAGUAUUCAUUAUCCUUGUAACGAGAUCGACACUUCAAAUUUUACAAACUAUUUGGAUUACUAUACUCGAAACAAAGAUGUCCUAUUUAAUUGUGGUAUUUGUUUAAAAAGUUUUACAUCAAAAUUAUCCCUGAGAAGACAUUGGCGGAUUCAUACUGACGAAAAGCCCUUUAAGUGCGAUGUCUGUGCAAAGACAUUCUGUCAACAAUCUACCCUCAAAACUCAUGCACGUAUACAUACCGGAGAGAAACCUUUUAGAUGCAAUUUCUGUGAAAAAUGUUUUAAUACACAAUCUUACCUCAAAACUCAUAAAAGGAUGCAUACCGGAGAGAAACCUUUUAAAUGCAAUGUGUGUGAAAGAAAAUUCAGUCAACAGUCUUCUCUCAAGACUCAUGAGAGAACACAUACCGGAGAAACACUUUUUAGAUGCGAUGUCUGUGAAAAAAAAUUCAGUCAAAAAUCUAAUCUCAAAAAUCAUGAAAGGAUACAUACCGGAGAGAAACCUUACAAAUGCGAUGUCUGUGCAAAGACAUUCUGUCAUCCAUCUAACCUCAAAACUCAUGAACGCAUACAUAUUGGUGGGGUACGAUAUGAAUGCUCCGUCUGUAAAAAAUCGUAUAGUUGCCAAUAUCAUCUUAAAAGGCAUCAAGCAAAAGCACACGACGAUUUCGAUGAAGGUAAAUUUACAACAAGCUUUGAAACCGGAGUUGGAGUUUGGAAGCGUUAUAAAAUGUUGAAAAUUAAACUUGAAAAUGAUGAAACAGAACAACACUCCUUUGAAGUCAUUGCACCCAAACCGUUAAAUGUGCAGUUCAAAAACAAUGAAAUUUCUACAACAGAGGAGUAUUUGAUAAAGAAUAAGGUCGACAAUACUUAUGUCUGCAAUAACGACGAUUUGAAUGUCAAAUUUGAAAAAGAAUGCUUCAAUGAUUGUGUUUUCGAAUCAGAUAUUGAAAUCGUAAGGCAUGAACUGUUUGAUGCUGAAAAAGAGCUAACACCGUUGUAUGACUGCAAUUACUGCCAAAAAUCGUUUAAGACAAAACGACGAAUUAAAAACCAUAUUUUAAGUAUUCAUUAUCCUUGUAACGAGAUCGACACUUCAAAUUUUACAAACUAUUUGGAUUACUAUACUCGAAACAAAGAUGUCCUAUUUAAUUGUGGUAUUUGUUUAAAAAGUUUUACAUCAAAAUUAUCCCUGAGAAGACAUUGGCGGAUUCAUACUGACGAAAAGCCCUUUAAGUGCGAUGUCUGUGCAAAGACAUUCUGUCAACAAUCUACCCUCAAAACUCAUGCACGUAUACAUACCGGAGAGAAACCUUUUAGAUGCAAUUUCUGUGAAAAAUGUUUUAAUACACAAUCUUACCUCAAAACUCAUAAAAGGAUGCAUACCGGAGAGAAACCUUUUAAAUGCAAUGUGUGUGAAAGAAAAUUCAGUCAACAGUCUUCUCUCAAGACUCAUGAGAGAACACAUACCGGAGAAACACUUUUUAGAUGCAAUGUCUGUGAAAAAAAAUUCAGUCAAAAAUCUAAUCUCAAAAAACAUGAAAGGAUACAUACCGGUGAGAAACCAUUUAGAUGCGAUUUCUGUGCAAAGACAUUCUGUCAACAAUGUGAUCUCAAGAAACAUGAAAGGAUACAUACCGGUGAGAAACCAUUUAGAUGCGAUUUCUGUGCAAAGACAUUCUGUCAACAAUCUACCCUCAAAACUCAUGCACGUAUACAUACCGGAGAGAAACCUUUUAGAUGCAAUUUCUGUGAAAAAUGUUUUAAUACACAAUCUUACCUCAAAACUCAUAAAAGGAUGCAUACCGGAGAGAAACCUUUUAAAUGCAAUGUGUGUGAAAGAAAAUUCAGUCAACAGUCUUCUCUCAAGACUCAUGAGAGAACACAUACCGGAGAAACACUUUUUAGAUGCGAUGUCUGUGAAAAAAAAUUCAGUCAAAAAUCUAAUCUCAAAAAUCAUGAAAGGAUACAUACCGGAGAGAAACCUUACAAAUGCGAUGUCUGUGCAAAGACAUUCUGUCAUCCAUCUAACCUCAAAACUCAUAAAAGGAUACAUACCGGCGAGAAACUUUUUAGAUGUAAUUUCUGUGAAAAAUGUUUUAAUAAACAAUCUUACCUCAAAACUCAUAAAAGGACACAUACUGGCGAGAAACCUUUUAGAUGCAAUGUGUGUGAAAGAACAUUCAGCCAACAGUCUUCUCUCAAGACUCAUGAGAGAACACAUACCGGAGAAACACUUUUUAGAUGCAAUGUCUGUGAAAAAAAAUUCAGUCAAAAAUCUAAUCUCAAAAAACAUGAAAGGAUACAUACCGGUGAGAAACCAUUUAGAUGCGAUUUCUGUGCAAAGACAUUCUGUCAACAAUGUGAUCUCAAGAAACAUAAAAGGACACAUACUGGCGAGAAACCUUUUAGAUGCAAUGUGUGUGAAAGAACAUUCAGCCAACAGUCUUCUCUUAAGACUCAUAAAAGGAUACAUACUGAAGAGAAACCUUUUAGAUGCAAUGUGUGUGAAAGAACAUUCAGCCAACAGUCUUCUCUUAAGACUCAUAAAAGGAUACAUA
Messenger RNA from Adelges cooleyi (spruce gall adelgid), 3642 nucleotides. Its product is annotated as zinc finger protein 665-like. The annotation marks the transcript as partial. The transcript is spliced from 13 exons. The record is from RefSeq and is a predicted model, not a curated record. Gene Ontology annotation, molecular function: DNA-binding transcription factor activity, RNA polymerase II-specific; RNA polymerase II transcription regulatory region sequence-specific DNA binding. Gene Ontology annotation, cellular component: nucleus. NCBI's taxonomy places the organism in Eukaryota, Metazoa, Arthropoda, Insecta, Hemiptera, Adelgidae. Gene Ontology annotation, biological process: regulation of transcription by RNA polymerase II.